GAGGUGAAGCACGAUCACAGAAGAAUUAUUGAUCAACGUGAUUUCUAUAUUAUAACUUUCCAUUGCAUUUAUCGCAUAUUGCUUGAUAAUAUUUCAGCUAAAUUUAUUAGGUUUAUAGAUCUAAGGUUUGCAUCUGAUUUGCUUUUCUCCAUCGUAUGCUACAUAACCAUACAUUGAGGUAGUUCACAUAGUACGUAUAGAUCCAGUGUUUGCCUGUAGCGAAACUAAAGCGUAGCCAAUAAACGCAUAAAACGAAACUUUAACCUCGCAAUAAAGAAGUUUAAAAGUUCGUGACGUCGUUUCGAUUCAGUUGGUUGAACCAACAUCUUAAAGUUUCGUUUUGUUGGAACUGGAUUAGUAAUGCCACAUUCACCGGAAGGCCACGACGAACAUUGCAUAGAGCAAAGUUGCUUGCUGUGCAAUCAACCUGACACAAGCCAGAUGGUAAGUUGCGACGAGUGCCAAAGGUGGUACCAUUUCGCUUGUGCUGGUGUGACAGAUGCCAUCGCUGAUUACGACUGGAGCUGUCAGAGAUGCCAUAAUGCCAGAAUCUCCGCUCCCGUAACAUCCGCAUCCGCUGUCCCACCAAUAGCUUCAUCUAGUGGAGUGACGAAUACGCCUGGAGAAACGAACGUGUUCCUUCCUGAUCCUAUCAGCGGCCCCCCAUCGAGCCAAGCACCAUUGCAACCAUUACCAGCGAGUAGUGCACACGAUGCAAUGCGUACAUAUAUGAGUUUCGUUUCAAUCCCAGUAGACCCGCUAAUGACAACUGCACCAUCAACUAUCUCGACUAACGCCGCAUCAGCACCGUUCGGACAAGGAUCGUACUUCACACACGCUUCAACAUCGUUAAUCCGCCAGAAUCUUGUAUCGCGGCUUCCAACCGAGCUCAGACUCCGGUUUCUAGAAGAAGAGCAAGCACUUGAGAUGAAACAUCUUCUGCAGCGCUAUCAGCUGCUAAUGGACCAAACACCAGCUUCGAAUAUCAAUUCCAUCCCAUCAGUGUCGCAACGCGGUCCGACAAACUCAGCCGCACAGUGUCAUUUAUUUUCGGCUCAUCAACCACGAAUGACAGCUGCUGGCUUACCGCCCGCUCCGACUUUACCUAAUCCACAGUAUCAUUCUUCGCCGGUGCUCAACCCUCAGUUUAGGCCUCGUUGCGGCUUGCCAUCCCAUUCCUCACCGGUGCCAAACCUUGUGCCAAACCGUCCCAGUAUGGAAUUUCCACAAACUAACCCACUUCAAGCGACUGGAAUCAGUAACGAGACAGUAAUGCUGAACAGAAGCCAAAUCGCCGCUCGUCAAGCCGUGUCGAAAGAGCUCCCGGAGUACAAUGGUGAUCCAGAGCACUGGCCAUUAUUUUAUGGUACCUUCGAGAGUACGACACGUAUCUGCGGAUAUUGCGGAUCUUUUCAAAAUUUUCCAUUUUGCGGAUUUCGCUAA
Armigeres subalbatus is the source of this 1443-nucleotide messenger RNA. RefSeq lists its product as uncharacterized. NCBI's taxonomy places the organism in Eukaryota, Metazoa, Arthropoda, Insecta, Diptera, Culicidae. Bases 361 to 1443 code for a protein of 360 amino acids. The record is from RefSeq and is a predicted model, not a curated record. The transcript is spliced from 4 exons.